AUGGGCGGAAUAAAGGGUGACGUCUUUUUUUCUCAGCCUCAAGUUAACGGCCCCACAAGUGUUAUUGUCAACUUAACUGGCGUCAACGAAACUCUGAUGUGGAGCAUUAAAGAGCUGCCAAUGAUCUACGAUGGUAAUGCGGCCCUCAGCUGUAACUCAAGCGCAGUGGGAGCAGUGUUUGAUCCUGAGAUGGCCAUGAAAGCUGCAGACUACGCCACCCAGUGUAGGUUUGGCAGUAUUUCAAGAUUUGAGGCCUGCGCAGUUGGAGACUUGGGGAAAAUGCUUGGAGACAUAACACCGAGUAAUGCAGAAAUGAAUCACACAGAUCAGAACUUGGUCAUUCCAACUAGAGGACCUCACAGCAUUAUGGGUAGGACACUUGUCCUUUACAGCGGCGACACUCCCAAAGCAUGCGCACUAAUACGUCCUAAUCAACACAUGAUAACAACUGCUGUAGCCGUUUUCAAGGCUCCAGUUGCGGGAUAUGUCUAUUUGAGACAAGCGAAUCAGAACUCGGAUACUUCUAUUUUUGUUGAUCUCUUUUUUGUCAACGAUGCACAAUCAUCCAACCAGUUUACUUGGCAAAUAAACCAAGGAGUGGUCGACGUUGACUCCUCAGACCAAACAACCUACUGCAAGACACUGGGCGAGAGUUUCAACCCUACAGACAGCAAUGGUGAAAACUGUAACCAGACCAUGCAUGACAAUUGUCCCAUUGGUGACCUGUCUUCCAAGCAUGGAGAUGUCACAGUUUCCUUGGCAACCCCAACGCAAUCACAAAGUAAAGUGGCCUUCACCGACACUAACUUGCCCUUAAGUGGCGCUAACUCUGUUAUCGGUGAAACGAUAGUUUUGUUUUCAGUAAGCGAGCCAGGAAAGCCAGUUGCCUGCGCAAAGAUCAUGACUCUGAAACGAAAGGAGUUUGAAGUUUCUUUUGAGGUUUCCGUCAAUGAUGGUGUAGGUGGAUCUAUCAAGUUUACUCAGGCAUCUCCCUUUGAUCCCACAACAAGUGUAUUCAGGCUAAGUGGUCUCGCCAAGAAAGCUGAAGGGUAUCACAUACACGCUUAUCCAAGCCCCGAGUACAAGGAUUUGUCCGCAAAGGAUUCGUGUUCUGGACUUAUUGCAGGAGAUCACUGGAAUCCAUUCAACAUCAAUAUCAAGACCAGCCCUCCUGCAGGCACAGGUAAUUACAGUGUAGCUUCUUUUUUAUUUUAAACUAGCUUUUGUAAGUCAAUACUUAAUCAAGAAAAAAAUCAACGAGAAUAUAUAAAAUGAUGACCAAAUGGAACUCAAAAUGCUCUGAUCUUUUUACGAAUUUUCUCCGUAAGUUCUUUAAGGAAGUAUCCUGGUAUGGAGAUCGGUUUGGAGAACUGGAUAUUGAGACUUCAAGGGUUAACGUAGACUUUCUCAAAGUCCUUCGCUUCUCAUUUCCGGUUUCAUGUAAUUGGCCCCCGCGCGAAGGACUUUUGUCCCCUGCUAGCGCGCCAAAUUUACAGGAGGAAUUUUCCUCCUGUAGGUUUUAUCCAAUCACGAACGGUUUUACUAAUGCGUCGUCAAUCAAACCCGAUAACGCCACAUGAAACGUGUCUUGAACUGUUUUGAUCCAAAUUCAAAUUGAACUGUGUAUGUUUUUCGGGAUGUAUUUCGAUUUCGUUUUAUCGCCUGUAUUCAAAUACAAAGCUUUAGUGGGCGUUUUAUCUUCCUCCAUUGAGUACUUUACCAAGGUCGGAUUUUCCUGGCAACCACUUAGCGAAAAAACAUUACCGACUUGUUUCGUUUUGAGGGCGCUCACUACAAAGGUUUUAUUUUUUAUGCUUUCUUUCAUGCGAAUGCAAACCUCGCAACGAGCCCGAAACGUCUGGAAACUGAUCUCACAAAUAUCCCAAGACGGCACUUUUGUUCAUUGCUCGCUUUUGCGGCAGAAAACAUAAAAAUCUACCGCUCGCGCUUCGCGCUCGUGACAAAAUUUGAGCUCUACUUGUAGGCAAGUCUAGGGUUAACACUGUUGCGACUUCUGUUUCGUGCUACACAUCCUAUGCACGUUUUGCAAAGUAUCACGGAAAUUAUCACAAAUGUCCGUGCCAGCUUUCGCGGGAAUGUUAAAGUUACGCUCACUGAUGCAUGCCAAAAAAUUGCCUCUGAAUAGCAAGGGAAACGCUAAGUUCAUUCCUCAAGGUUUAGGUAAAUUAUGAUCAACGCUUUUUACUAAGCGAUUUCCCCAAACAGCACCGUCAAACCUGAAAACCUUGGACUUCAAUUCGGAAAAAUUAAGGAAUCCUUCAAUUCGAAAUUUAAGAUUCCAAAAAGGCCACAACGUGUGUAACAGAGAUUGGGCAUUCAUUUGAUACCGUAUGCAUUGUACAAUAAAAAUCUGUAUCUUGAACAACCAUGUCUAGUUUACCAACCCUCCUGGUUUUCAUGCUACCUAUUGACAUAAAUAUUGCCUCAUACAUCUUAUUUUGUAUCUCAAAGAUCUCUAAGUCAACGGAAUUUUUUAACCCUUUAAGCCCUAAGAGUGGUCAGCAUGAAAUUUCUCCUUAUAAUAUCAAUGCUUUAGAAAACAGAGUGGUGAUGAGAAUUGAGUACAUGAUCAGGGAAGUCUAAUUGAUACUUCAACAAAUUCUCCCCACUACUUCUAUUGAAAACGUAUAGGGACAACAAAUGCCAAUAACAAUUUUAGUAUGAGGGUUAAAAGGGUUGAGAAGCCAUAGCUGAGACGACAUUGCGGAGAACGGCACAGCCAUCCCUUACCAAAUCCAACACUGUUUUGAAUGUAUUUUUAAGCUAUUUUUGAAAACUGUUUUUAACCUGUUUUGUGAAAUAGGUUUUAAAUAGGGUAAAAAGUGUAUUUUUAAUGUAUUUUUCGACUGCUUUUAAAGGUGUUUUAACCUGUUUAAAACGCUAUUAAAAAAGAAUUUUUAAAGUAUUUUAAAAUGCUUUUAAAAUAUAUAAAAAAUUCCAGGGCUUUUGCAAGGCUCAAAACAGGUCAAAAACAGUUUUUAAAUACCUUAUAAAUCGGAAUAAAAACAGGAUAAAAACAGUUUCAAAAACAUAUUUUAAUUUACUAUACUAUUUUAAAACUAUUUUUAAUGGCAAUUUUAAACGUAUUUUGAAAAAAACAGGUUUAAAAUAGGUACAAAAAUAUAUUUUUGAUAUAUUUUUCGACUGAUUUUAAAGGUGUUUUAACCUGUUUAAAACGCUAUUAAAAUGUUAUGCUUCAAAAUAUAUUUUAAUAGCUGUUUAAUCGGUUUCGAAAUUUAGUAAAAUACUCGUAUUUGCAAAUACAAUAAAAAUACUUUGAAAACAGUAUUAAAAUACCACAGAAGAAGAAAAGCAAUAGCACACAUAUAUUAUGAAUUAAAUACAUCAAAAAUAGGAUGCAAAAAUGCAAAAACAGUAUAAAAUUGUAAGAACAUAGCCUUAGAGUUGUCUGAAAACAGUAUAAAAAUCGGUCGAAAGAGCAUAAAAAUAGUACAAAAACAGGAUGGAAAUACCAUUUAAAUUCAUGAAACUAGGUAUACCUAUCGAUAGAGUGCCAACGAGCAAAUCAUGCGUAUUUUGCUUAGGAAUAAAAUUCCUUUUUUUUCCCAUCUGACCGUUUCUUGGUCCCUUCCUGUUGCAAGGAUUAUUUUCUUGAAAAGUUCUCAGAUUCAGUCUGGUGGCUUUACAAACCUGCUAUGUAAAAGUGUGAAGUGCCUUGAAAGAAUAAAGUCAGCUUUGCAGAGGAAGCGAUCGGGAAUAUUAUUAAGUCCAGCUACAAAUCUACUGUCUGUUCGGUUUCACAUUGUUGAUAAAUAUUUGCACAGUUUAAUCAUUUAAACCUCCUUUCAAAUUUCCCGAGACUUUUUGAUAUCGGAUUGAAACUUAGAAUGAUUCGCUGGGCCAUCUGAAAUGUUUCCAAGGACAUGCGAUGUACGGCACGUCGGUAUUUAAUUUUAGUUCAUUAUUUUUAUACUGAACUCGGCCAGGUUUCCAAAAAAAAUGGCGUUGUUUUCUUUUCCUUUGUCGUUCGCUUUAGGCUUGUAAUUCGUUUUUGUUCUCAUUGUUUUUGUUUGCUGGUUAGAUUUUUUCCCCAACACCAGACUUUCCAACAGAAGCGACUGCAUUCUUCGUGUCAAGCUUUCCUUAUCUCCUCGUGUAAUCCGAUCCUUUUUAGUGGUGAGAAUAUUGCUUCAGGGGCACCCAACGAGGAUAUAGUUCAAAACCACUUAACAUAGCAUUGUUGAACGUAGUUUAGUAUUGAAACAGUAGAUAUAGGCAUAUUUUUAUCCCCUAAAAGCUUUUCAUCUGUUCAGAUUUCCUAGCUGAAAGUCUAGUGAUCCGAAAAUUAUAGGGAUAAAAACUUACCUUCCCGAAAACUUCAGCCAGGAAAAGGCUCCCGAAAAUUCUAGGUGGCCUUUUUUAGGGUCAAAAUCCCUUAUAAAUGGGUAAUUAUACCAUUUUGUAGAUGUUCGAAAAUCCUAGGAGAGGCAGGCAAGCAAGAAAUUUUACAACAAAUGCUCCGAAAAUUCUAGAUCUCAAAUCGUCUUCCGGACAGAUAUUUUCCCGAAAAUUGCCGUUGGGUGCUCCUGUUGCUUGCUGCACAUAGAACACUUUUGCUGUUUAACAAACUUCUCUUCGUUAAAACUUAACAUUAUGGCCCCUAAAAUUAACAGAAUAUAUCAAGUGCUCAUGUCUCUUGACUGCAGUGGCCGGGUUUGACGAAAAAAUUUAGGUAAACACAGGAGGUCACGACGGCUGGAAGUGUGUGAAAUUUUGUUUGUUAUUCAAUUUGAGCCCGUGCGCCAGGUAGUGCCUUUUGAUUGGUUCACAACUGACCACUUGGUCUCAGGGGAAUCUACAUUACAUUGGGUUACACUUUUUUCAGCUCGAUCGAGAAUUUUUCUGCCUAUUGCCCAGUCUUACGCGGCUCUAUUCUGCUGCCGCCUCGCCAUCCGAGCGUCUUCGCUCGGAUGGCUCGUUGGCAAUAAAAUGAAUACAAAACCGUCGAAAAUUACCCUGAAAAAGCAAGAUUUACCUCGGCGAAAUCUCUCCACACAGUCCUAGGCUAGGACUUCAAGAGAAUUAUCUCUUAGCCGAUUACUUUACGUUGAUUUCCCUAAGAAUUCUCGGGAAAUUCUUAUGGAAUUUUUCAGAAAUGCUCAAAUCAAUCUUUAGCCUGUGUACAGACCCCUUCCCUCAAUAAAACUCGGAGGGGAGGGGUGGGGGGUCUGUACACAGGCUAUCAACCUUUGGCUUCAAAAGGGUAUAACGUCGUUACUGACGUUACCGGUAAAUAUCAGUAAAUAUUAAUCUACAUGCAUGUAACUUACAUUGUUUAUUAUAUUCACGGCUUUACUCAAAUAUCAUCAGAAGCUUAAUGCAGGCUAGGCCUGAACAUUAAUUAGUGGCUGAUAAUUAAAGAACAGCAUACGAAUAAAUUUACGCGAGAAUGAAAGAGGCCGGUGACGUGACAUCAAGUGACCGAGAUCAUUUAUACAAAACAGCGAGUCUCUGCAAGGAAUCCUGUAAAAAGUAAAAUUGCCGUACGGGCGCGACUAUAUAAACGUUUACUACCCUUCAUUUGUUUCUCAUAUGGCGUAUAUCUAAGCGUCUUAGUAACAUUGUAUAUUUAAUACUUACAAUUAGACUGUUGGACUCUUCUCCUGAACCAGAACCUUUCAAAGUACAUAACAGUCGCUGAGGAGUCAUAACCAUUUUUGAUUCGUGAUAAAAGCAACAUCUACGUGUUCCGACAAUCCGAAGAGUUGGAGUGUACUUUUGUAAGAUCGUAACAAACAGUAAAAUCAAGCACAUUUAAGCUCACAGCAACCGUCCGGGAGCAACCGCCGGUUUAGGCUCGAUUUCCGCCGUCUCCCGGGUCCGGUCUUUGAUCCUCCCCGGGGGAUGAGUGCGGGCUCAUUUUCCCGAACAGCGGCUGGUAAUCGAGCCUACCGCCGGUUCAAUAAUUUGAAAUGAGCAAAGGACAAAGGACGGUUUGCUUAUCACGUGCAUUUGUCACAUCACCGCGGCGCGAAGUCGUGAUUUCAGUCGCGCGUGACAUCUCAAAAAUAAUAUGCCAUGCAUGUGCGGAAUAGUCUAUGAGAGAAAGAUAACCAUAUGUCGGAGUUUAUUCAGAUCUGAGCGUUGUUUCUUAGUGCAAUAUAUACGAGGUGAGAUCUUAGCUUGGAUAGUUUGUUUUAAUUAUUAUGAAAUUUCAAGGACUUAUUUUAGACAAAUCUCAAUUGACCGCGUGCAUCCGGUUCUCGGCCCGCGGCUUCGGCUGUUUGCGAAAAAUUUCUACAUGAAAAUUAAAAUGUGAUUUUAAGAAUUUUCUUUUAAAAAAACUUAUGGAAUGUCCCGUAGCUGCAUUAAUUGAAUCACGGCUAAAAUCUAGGCGAAGAUUUUCGCAGAGAGCUUGCAGGUAAUGAACAUUGAGGAACGGAUUGAUCCUUUAUCGGCACACUGUCACAGUUACGUGUUGUCAGUCAAAGCUAAAAUCUAUUCCUAAUUUUCUUCUCUUUUUUCAAUUUCUUUUUGAUUUGCUGGGAGAUUUAAUUUUUGGCUCCGCCUCGAACUUUAUUGAGAGAAGAAUCCGGUCCACAAUAUGACAGCCUGUUUUGAGUCAUUUAUGAGUUCGUGACACGAUGAAGGCUUAAAAAUUAACUUUGUGCAAUUGUUACUUUUAUAGUCUGAGUAUAAGUAUCCCAAAAUACAUUACAAUAUUGCACCUCAAUAAUAAUAAGUAAUAAGUACCCUAUUUUAAAGUAUUUAAAAUAAGGUCAGCAUUUGAUGUCUUUCAGCACACUUUAAAUAUUUUAUGUACAAUCUGUUUUUAUAGUCAGAGUGUUGUGUGCCCAAAAUACAAUUCAAAUAGACCUCAAAACAGUGUUUAAGUACCCUAUUUAAAAGUAUUUGAAAUGCGGUCAGUAGUUAAGGACUUAAAACAUAUUUCAAAUAGUCUAUUUGAACUCUGUUUGUAACUUUGUGAGUGGAUGCGUCUCAAAAUACAUUUUCGAUACAACUCAAAACAGUGUUAAAGUACCCUAUUUAAAAGUAUUUAAGAUACGGUCAGCAUUUAGGCUCUCAAAACAUAUUUUAAAUAGUCUAUUUGAAUUAUGUUUGUAACUUUGUGAGUGGAUGCGCCUCAAAAUACAUUGUAGAUACAACUCAAAACAGUGUUAAAGCACCCUAUUUAAAAGUAUUUAAAAAACAGUCGCAUUUAAGCCCUUAAAACAUAUUUCAAAUAGUCUAUUUGAACUCUGUUUGUAACAGUGUUAGUGGUUCUAUGCCCAAAAUACAUUUGAAAUACCCUAUUUUAAUCAUAUUUAUUAAACAAAAUACAUUGUAAAUUGAUGAGAGAGGUUUUCCUUUUGAUGAAAUAUAAUUUAACUACACUUAAGAUAUAUUCCAAACAGGGGCGAAAAUUUAAAUUUUUUUGUCAAAUAGGAUUAAAAUACAGGAAAAUAGUAUUCAAAUACUGAAAAUACAUUUUAAACACUUUGAAAUCAGUUUCAAAAUACAUAUGGUUUGGUAAGGGAUUGCUUUGCAUGCAUGGUAGCCUGAGAAAACACUAGAACCGACAUCUCAAGACGCCACCACUGGUUUCCUCGCGAAUUAAAAGGGAGCUUAAGUAACGACGGCGGCGACGGCAACAAGAACGGCAAGAAAGCAAUAGGUUUGGAUCGGCAAAAUAACAACUUUGCACGUGCAUCACACUUUUUUGUCAUUUCUUAACCGUCGUUGCACGACUACAACGUGAAAGUGCCUUAAAUUUCACGUUUUGUCGAGGACGGAAACACAAGACAUACAACAACUUUCUUUUUCUUUUCCUGAACUUUGAUACAGUCCUUUAGAAUUCAACUCCAGAAAAAAUUGCCAACAUUUGACGAAUUAAACGAGUUGGAAUAAGCGCGAAAAAGUUUGAAGCAGCGCGAAUUCACUUUUUAAAUAACGUUUUCGUAGCCGUCACCGUCGUUGUUGCUUAAACUCCCUCUUACGUCUGAGAAACGACUGCAGAUCGAGAUUCCAUACUGAUGAAACAUUUCGAAAGCCAACUGUUUGUUUGAUUGGUUCUGCCCGGCGUUGCUGGGCGGGCGUUGCUGCUCUUGCUUUACGUUCAAAAUCCUUGUUACUUGCGAAUGAGAAUUUCAACUUAUGAAAUGAAAUGAAAUAACUGUAAAGAUCACAUAUUAUGUUUCGUCUUCUAAGACGUGCAAACAGCGAUUUUUCACCUUGUGAAAACUCAACAGAUAGGCUACUACACCAUUUUGUCUAUUUUCUAGGAACGGACGAUGAAUAUGAAAUCGGCGACUUGAGUGGAAAAUACGGAUCCUUUUUGAACCUUACAGACUACAGCGAACGGCACGAGGAUUAUAACCUGCCACUGUUUGGAAGGUACAGCAUCCAGGGCCGUUCGCUUGUUAUCCAUAAACUGAAAAAAGACGGAAACAAGCGAUGGGUUUGUAACAAUCUCAUGCCAGUAAAUGAUGCAGGUACUUUGUAUUUCAUGAAAGCUAGUGCAAAUUUUACUGGACCGACACUGUCAGGAAUGAUUCUAAUGGUGAGUUGACAUAACAAUGACUUCACAUGUAUCUGUAGCAUUGUAAACCAUUAUUUCAAACACUCCAUUCUGGCACUACUAGGGAGCGAUGGUAACGAAGACGGCGACAGCAACGAAAAAAUAAAAUACUUUUGAUAGGCAAAAGAACAUUUUUUUGUCACUAGUAGCAAACUUUCUGGUACUUUUCUUUGCUCCCAUUACAUGUAACUCCGGAAAACCGAUGUUAAAGUGCCUUAGCCCCUGUUAUAUGGCAAAGGGGGUGGCCCUCUCAGCCGAGUAAACUUUAGCGCGCGUUCAUAUGAGAAAAUAUUCAAUCCUUUUGCCCGAGACAAGAGCACUCGCGCAUGCUCUGAUUGUCUCGCCUUGACCGAGCCGACCCGGCUGGGAGAGCCAAAUUGUUUAUAUAGGGAAAAGUUACCCUCCCUAACAUUAGAAAAUGGUGACCGCUACGCUAGUCAGAGUACAUUCAGGCGUUUCUGGAGGAAAUGGAGAUCAUUUGGUGUCCGUUUAAGAUAGUUUUUUUUUAAAGAUAAUUUCAUUUGACUACUUAUUUCUCGCUCUUUUCACUCCAGAUAAAUUUUACAGACUGCCGAGGAUAUACCGCUUGUUUGCGGACCGUCGGACCUCAUUGCGGCCAUGUCGGCUGACAAGAAUAAAAGCGUCUUUUUCGGCUAGGAACUAAACUCAUUUUCAUGCAAAUUCUGCGACAAAAAAUGUUUUAUUUUGUCAACUAAAAUGGCUACCUUGUAACUUGGGUGCACACCAAGAGUACCACAUCGGCCAGAACAUUGAACCCUUUAAUUCCCAAGAGUGAUCAACAUCAAUUUUCUCCAAACCGGAAGGGAAACGUUAUGACAACUGGAUAAAUGAGCAUCAAAGAAAAAGUGCUUUGAUCUUUAUCAAUUUCUCCCAACUAAUUCUCUAAGAAAAUGCAUGGAGACCAGUCUGGAGAAUUUGUAUGGGGAUAUUGCGGCAUAAAUGGUUAACACGAGAACAUUAAACGCCUGAAUCAGUGUUCUGACUAAGAGUUUUAUGUGGCUGAAAUGAACAUUGCUUAUCAUUUAUUCAAGUGAAGUGUAAAAUUUUCUUUUACUAGGAUCAGUACUUUUCAAGCGAGGGGAAUACUGCUGCUGUAGAGUCCACUAUUUUCGUUGAAAUCAUAAAUGCAACCCAAGCACCGGCCGUAAGUUAUUCUACAUUGUUAUGCAGAUAGUCGUUAAUUAUGCCUAUAUCUCUAUGCGUUUUGUCCUCGUUCGUACAAUGAAACGGUCAAAAACGAAGGUUUUCGAAAGUGGAGGUUUAUGGCAACGGGGGUUUACGAGAACGCCGGGCAAGAUUUUUAUCGACGGUCGGCGGUAAAAAUUUUCAAAAAGGCUUGGAGAUACUAACAACACUUGCAUAACCCGGCUUCCUGAGUGACCAGAGAAAAUGCAAGAAAUGUACGUUCUAAAGCCAUUAUUUUAUUUUCUCUGAACUGAAUUUUUAAUUUGAAUUCGAAUUUGUUGUUUGCACUAUAAUCUUCUUCACUUUCGAAGUUCGAUUCUAGAAGCAAGUUAAAAAACGGAGUGAAUAGACCAGAGCAUAACUGGCCCUUUAACUGAAUUCGAGACUUAAUAACCAGCGGGUAACGACAACGCGCGAAAUUUAUGCGUUUUUGAUGUUAGUAUGGCAGCCUGUGCUAAAUAAUAAAGAGAAAGGAUCCGUAAGUUUUCCAGUCUGGGAUAUACUAACUGCAUUUUCUUCAUUCAUAACCUUCUCUCCUAUAUUGCCCGUCAACUAGUGUUAUUUUCUUUGUCAUCAGAUCGGUGACCAUACGUGGAACGUACGUAGCAAUCCUGUUGGUGACGAUGCGACUGCUGCUGAUUCCAGCAAGAGGUGCAAGAGUUUGGAUGGACAGUUUAAUCCCCAUAACGUUUUUACUGAGGUUAGGUUCCUGAAGCUGCCGGUAAAAAUAAAUUAAUUUACAACAAACCUUUCUUAACAUAAAGGGCUUUCACAGGAACUGAUAAUGAACAGUCGAACCUCCCGUAAGCAACCACCCAAAAUGCUUAUAUUUAGUGAUUGCGUACGAUAAUUGAAUCACAUUCAGAGAAAUGGUCCCGACACAUCUACUUUUUGGAAGAGAAAUUAAAUAUGCACUUUCUAAGUUAUGUAAACAUAUAGUUCAAUUCCAUGUUUUUGGCAUUGAAAGUUCAUCGUACACCUUAUGCAUCUCAGUGGCCGAUCCAGGGGAGGGGCCCGGGAGACCCGCCCCCACUUCUUUUUAGACCAAACAUAUUUUUUUUGGAGACCAGGGCCCGGUUGCAUAAAACGUCCGUAACAACUACGGGUACACGUACGGGCACCCGUAACUUAAGUCAGUUGCAUGAAAUCACUUAAGUGGUCCACUUAAGGAAUUCACCUAAGUGGUUGCGCUUACGAUUUUCGUAAGUGUUCACUUAAGUGUCGUUUGUGCAAAGGAAAUUGCGGGUGUUGCAUAAAACUUUUUUUACGGGAAAAAUAGCACGUAAAUUUACGGGACCUAUGUAGGUCCCGUAUCGUUACUGUUUUUACUAAAUUUAACGAGAUCUUUUACUGAGAAGUGAAAAAAACUAUUUUUCUUCACGUAAUUCGUUCUAAUGCGCUUUGUUAACCUCUGGUGUACACUUUUGUGAAAAAAGAAGAACUAUCAUUUUCAGUAGAUAUUGAAGGAAAAUAACGUUUGCAUGCAAAUUUCUUUUUUUAAGAGGCUUAAGAGUGUUCGAAACGACUUAAAACUUUCUUUACACUCACCGAUGGUUUGCUUAAAAAAAAGAGUGCGUCAUUAAUAAACUACUAUAUCAAAGUUACGUGUGCCUUUAGGUGAGCCUGUAAGUUACCACGUAAAACAGUAACUUACGAGAGUGCUAAGUGUGUUCCAUGCAACACCCGUAAGUGUACCCAUAACGGAUUCGUAAGUGACCUACUUAAGUGGGCACUUAAGUGUAGGUUUUAUGCAACCGGGCCCAGGCCCCACCCUUAUGGAUGAUCACCCCCCACCCCCUUAUCUGAAGGUCUAGAUCCACCACUGUAUCUUCUAUCGUGGUACAUAUAGCGAACAAAGAGACCAUACUAUGUGUCAAGUGGUCUCUCACAGAAGAGCAAAAACAAUGGAAAACUACGUAAUCGUCAGACCCGAAAAGAGGUCGUGGUCCGCUUACGAGAGGUGGUCGUUUUAGAGAAAUUCUAACUGUAGGGCGUUGACUGGGAAAAAUUUGGUGUCAGUUUUGGAUCCUGAGUGGUCGUGUUGGAGGGUGGUCGCUUACGAGAGGUGGUGGUCACAUAUGGAGGUUCGACUGUAUCAUGUUUUUUCACUUCUAUUGUUUGUUUCCUCUGGGCCUCAAAACUGUUUUCAUGACUUGGUUAAUGCACAGCAUAAUUCGCUGCAUAUUCUUUUAGGUUAUGAGACUUUGUUUAAGUUAUGAAGACAAGUGCAACUCGAAGCAGUCGACGGACUGCAAAAAAAAACUGUGUUUUCAGCAAAAUAAUUACAACAUAACAGAAAAGGGGAUACAAUUCAGCAAUUAAAGGAAAUGAAAAAUAAGUACGUCAUUCCUUCUUGUCAAUGGUAAUUGUUUUGUAAUAUAUGUUGCUUAUUAUUCAGGGAAACUACAACUCUGCUUGCGGCAUAACAAACAUGCUUCGCUGUCAGUCAGGAGACAUGAGCAAAAAACACGGAGUAUAUAUGGUGGGCGAAGGUCGACAACUGUACAAUGAUGUUAGCCUGCCAUUGUUUGGCCACAAUUCAGGUGCGAGUCUGUCUGUCGUAACGUAUUUGAUGCCGCUCAACCAAAAAAAGUAAAGGUGUUCAGUGUUGAAACGUAAAAGAUCCAGUCUCCUCUUACAGAAUAAUAAAAAAUAGUCACACUCUAAAAGAGCUCUCUUAGAAAUUCACUCUUAAAAAGCUAUACCUAAUUAGUAUAUUCAACUAGUGGUCUAUUAUCAAUGCUGCGUUCUUAUUGGUUGAGCUACUGCUAGGCCAUAUGUUAAGCCCUUUAGCAGCGAAAAGCGCCGACUUUUUGGCGGCAAAAAAGGAUUAAAGUCUAGCUUUAACUUGCUAAAGUUGUUUUGUCUUGGUUUUUUUUGACCAACUAGUUGGAGUUUACUAAAACAAUUAUUCCUCUCGUCCUCAUGGCCUCUGAUUCGAUAGCCCAUUCGGCCUUCGGCCUCAUAGGCUAUUGACUCAGAGCCCAUUCGGGCUCGAGGAAUAAUUUUUAAAUAAGUGGAUAGAGAUUAAUUCACAACGGUGAAGGAUUGCGGAAUAUCAAAAUAUCAACACGGUGCUGUUAUUGAAAUUUGUAUGAGAAAAAUGAUAGUGAAUAUUAUAUCAAAAAAUGAUAUAAAAGACGAUGGUGGUGAUUGACAUUAUGAGAGUCUUAUGAUAUUUCCGCUUCUCUCUCCGUUAUUAUUAAUCACUUUCUCUCUGGUAGCACACUUGUCAAUACAGUAAACUUGAACAAAGCGAGGGACCACCAACAAAUUGCUAGAGUACGUAAGAUCUGUUACAUCGAGUGAGCCAAAAAAUACUCAAAUCUGGGGUCAGUCUGUUCCACCGAAAUGAGGACAUACAUCUGUCUUACAGUGCUGCCCUGGUCUGUUGAGUUCUUGCAAAGCUGAGGUUUUAACGUGUUAUUAACUUUAAUGCUAUUCGCUUGUUAACAAACUGAGCUGUCUGUAAUAGAAGCUUUUCCACAAGAAGAGGAUCAACUGUGUAGUCAAAUCGAAGAAAAUUUUCAUUGAAUGCCCCUUGAUUUGUCAGGGUUUUCAUCCAAAAACAGUCAAGAUUUGUUUCCAGUUUUCUUCUUCCUUGAUGGGAUUAGAAGUUGCAAUUCAUUUCUGGCAGUUUGCUAUUUAACCCACAAUGAAGGUCAAAAGUGUUAGGACCUUUCCAGUGAUAUUAGUAAAACUAGCGACCCCUCCCCUGCCACCCAAAACAAAGUUGAAUUUUGAGCAAAAUUGGGCGGAAAGGAGUGCUUUUUUUUGGCCACAAGAUUGCUGGGGGAAGUGGGGGGACGACGGGUUGAACCCAAAAAUUGUCAUUAGGAGCAUAGUGCUACGUAGCAAUUACUUGAAAGAGCUUUUUCGCACAGUCCCAAGUUCUUUUGUCCUCCAUUGGAGACUUGUGCCUCUACUAAUCAUAUCCCCUUGCAAGGCUACUUGUUAAAAAAAAGAUCGAUCACUUGUUGUCAUUUGUUUUCUCAGUUGUCGGCCAUGGUAUAGUAUUGCACCGACAAGGUAGCAUUGGUUGUGCGAACAUUGAGGCUGACUCAUCGCUGUUUGUGGAAAAGUCUCUGGAAUUUGUUAAAGCUAGCUCCUUUUCGAAGUGAGUAUAACCUCAUGUAUAAGAAAUUAUUUUUAACUGGGCAUCAUUUUUAGAGAAUUAAGGCGUCUCAAGGUUCGUUAUGGCAUUGAUUUGCUAGUACAGAGAACUCAGCUUGGUUAUGAUUUUCGAUGUUCGUAACUUCUGACUCAACACAACUCUUAAAAAACUUAUGAAUGUCACGUCGACCUUAGGAUCUCUGGAUCCGAGCCUUAUCAGGCUGGGUUUCCUUAGAAAAAACACUUUGUUUCACUUGUCUUUCUUCACCCAGGUGAAUGACCCAGAACCGCAUUAGUUUCCGCCAAUUAUUGUUGUCCAAUAGGCCUUUGGAAGCUAACCCAGAAGCUUAGCUGAAGUUUUUCCUUUCUUUUCAGGGCUCAUUUUGCAAACGUCGUGUCCAAAGCGUUGAAUAUUCCAAAGUGGCGAUUGUUCAACAUUCAUACAGAGAAAGCCGAGAAUGACAAGUGCCAAAUAGCCAAGUUUGGGAUCAUUGGGAAAGGUACGUAUGCCAUUGUAAUGAUGUAAAACUCUCUUUUAUAGAGCUUCCAGCAGUCUGUACUCCUUAGCAUUUCUACCUGACCAUUUCUUAUCAACAAUUAUGAAAAUGGUACGCCUGACUUCCAUCGAGGUGGUUGCAAAAAGCUGAGACCUCAAUUAUUUCAUUUUUCUUUCUUUCCCUUGAAGUUCAAUCCCAUUCACUAACUCUCUCUCUCCUUCCCUCUCUCUCUCUCUCUCUCUAGUCCUUCAAGCUAAGCGUAUAUGAAUUAGCAAAGAUGAAACUGUUUUUUUUAAUUCCUUGUGAAAAAUAGUGAGAAAUAUUUGGUCCGAAAGAAGAAAAAACCCGGGCCAAAGUCUUGCUAACGGCGUCUGUGACUUCUUUGCAAUUGUCUGCCUUUUUCCUCGAUAUGAACAAGAUCAACCUAACGUUGAUAUACAUAUUUCAGUUGGGCAUAAGCCUGUGUUCCAGCCGAUAUUUGCGGUGACGUUAAACUACGUUUGCAAUGCAGGCUCCCCAGGAUUUACAGAAGCUAUAGCUGGCGUUCACAUGACGACAUCAAAAUUCUAAAAUAAAGAAUUAUCUAUCCUCCUGAGUUUUACGUUCAUGAAGUAGUAGAGCAGCUGAAAACUAAUAUUCAUACAAAUUCUCACCUCAAAAGGGCUCUUGGUUUUGUAAUACAGUGCGGUUGAAUUUCUAAGCUUUUGUAUCUGCCUGGACACCAACAUGACGUCUCCAUACAAAACGCAAAACAUUUGGGUAAAUCAUUUCCUCGAAUAUCUCUUAUAUGAAAAAUUGCAGUGGCCUGAAUUUUUGUGAGGAUCUUUGCAUAUUCACUUCCUUUCAUAUCCCAGAUUCGGGACCAAAUCCAUUGAACGGUUUUGAUUUUUUGAUGGCGUGACGGUGAAAGCCAGCACUUUGUCAUCUGCUAUUCCAAUAAUUCCGAUAUGUAGAUAUAGGUGUAUUAAAACCUCUAACCACUGAACUCCGCAUAUCAACGGAAAUUACAGGCAAUCAACUCCACGAGCCUGAGAGAAAAUUUAAGGAGGUUUUAAAUUCCAACCCCGACGCCUUCGACAAGUAUCGUCCGAGCGACGACUGUGGUGAGUUCAAUGAAUUUUUUUUAUCAAGUCAAAAUUAACGAUCCUUUUAUUUGUAACAAGACCCCUUCAAAGCCACUUAUGAAUAGAAAGACACUGGAAUGACUGAAGUUCGGAGGGAAGUUCACGGGGCAGGUAUCCGUUUGGGGAGGUGUCCCUAAAGACAGCCCGAAGUAACUGGGUUUCCUAGUAAUGAUGACCGAAUUAAAGCCACUACAGGUUAAUGAAUGAUGACCUGAUGCGGUUACUGACUUUUACUUUCAUCCUUUUUUACAGCACCCGAAACAAGUGGAGGUCGUCAUAACUCCGUGGACAUCUUUACUCUGGGGACGGUUGUAAUGGCUAUCCUUUAUGCGAGGAAGCUGAAAGUGUUUUGAAUGCAACUUAAUAAGCUUGAUGAGUUCUUUGUCAAUUAUCGCGGUAAAUUUCAUUAAAUGGGCAUGGCGAUUGCACCUAAUAAAACUAAAACCACUGCCUAGAAUUUAGAUGGACAAAUAUUACUGCACAAGCACAAGCGGGAAAAUUCAUGAGCAUAAAUCCUGUAAAUAGAAUUCCUGUAAUUUGCUAAAUAAAACUCCA
Porites lobata is the source of this 16055-nucleotide messenger RNA. Lineage: Eukaryota; Metazoa; Cnidaria; Anthozoa; Scleractinia; Poritidae. The record is from the annotation of a GenBank genome assembly.